Messenger RNA from Abrus precatorius (Indian licorice), 2843 nucleotides. RefSeq names its product exocyst complex component EXO70E2. Gene Ontology annotation, biological process: exocytosis. Lineage: Eukaryota; Viridiplantae; Streptophyta; Magnoliopsida; Fabales; Fabaceae. The coding region runs from base 535 to 2568 and encodes 677 amino acids. The record is from RefSeq and is a predicted model, not a curated record. Gene Ontology annotation, molecular function: phosphatidylinositol-4,5-bisphosphate binding. Gene Ontology annotation, cellular component: exocyst. The transcript has 2 exons.
UUUGAAACAAGUUGCAGCCAGAGAACGAGGGUGAGAUUGGUCAUAGAAAUUCGCAGCCAUAGCGUUAUUUUCUUAUAUUUUUCUUUUUUCACAGAUAUAUAUACUUUGUUUAAAUUUGUCUGUUUGAAAAGUUCCAAAAGGCUGGCCCUUUUACCCUUCACUUUCUUUCUCCAUUUUCAUCACAACACAACAAUUGUGCCUGCGUUCAAAAAAGUCAAAAUUCACCGUACAGUGCUUUUGGUGCUUUUGCUGUCCUUCCAGAUCUUGCACAAGAUUAAAUUCAACUCUUCUUCACUCACUGUUUUCUGGGUUGUUCCUGUUAAACAGGAAGUAAAGCUUGACAUAAUCAGAAGGUUUCUCUUCUUACCCAUAUGCCCUUUUGGUUUUGAAUUUGAUUGGUGAGUCCUGAUGUUCUUGGUUGGUGUGUGAAUUUAUUGAGGAGCUUGUGUUGGAGGAUUGUGGAGAAGGAAGUGUUAAUCUUGAUUUUGAAGUUGAAAAGGUUUGAUUUUGAAGUGGUUUUGUUGAGUGCUCUGAAUGGCUGUAGAGGAGUCUGAGCCUGUGAUUCCGGAGUUAGAAAGGGAGGAGAGCUUAAUUGCUGCUGCAAGGCAUAUUGUGAAGGCAUUGGGGUCAAAUAAGAACUUAACUAGUGAUGCCAAGAAAAUUCUGGCAGAUCUUGGCACUCAAUUGUCUUCCAUGACCAUACCAAGUGAGAAGGAGGAGGGGAAACAAAGGCAAGGGAAGGGUGACGGUGGCGAUCAUGAUGGUGAUGACGGCGACGAUGAUGAUGAGGGUGUUAGUGCUAUCGAAGAACGGCUUGGUGUGAUUCAGGAGAAAAUAAUGAAAUGGGAGGAAGAUCAGUCCAUGAUUUGGGAUAUGGGACCUGAAGAAGCAUCUGAGUAUUUGCAUGCUGCUAAUGAAGCACGCCGGUUGAUUGAGAAGUUGGAAAGUUUACAUUUGAAGAAAGAGGACCUAGAGUAUAAGUUUAUGCAGAGGGCUUAUAGUGUUCUUCAAACAGCUAUGGCAAGGCUUGAAGAAGAAUUCAGGAACUUGCUUAUCCAGAACAGGCAACCUUUUGAACCUGAAUACGUCUCUUUUCGGUCCAGCGAGGAAGAUCCUGUUGAUGAAAACUCUAUAGUCUCUUUAGGUGAUGAAUCAGUUGAGGAAUCACUUCAAAGAGAUAGUGUCAGCAGAGCCUCUGAGGAGCAUAUCAUUGAUUUGGUUCAUCCAGCUGUGAUCCCAGAUGUCAGGUGUAUUGCAAACUUGCUUUUUGCUUCUAAUUAUGUCCAGGAAUGUUCCAAUGCUUAUACCAUUGUUCGGAGAGAUGCAUUAGAUGAGUGCCUCUUCAUUCUUGAAAUGGAAAGGCUUAGCAUUGAGGAUGUCUUGAAAAUGGAGUGGGGUACUUUGAAUUCAAAAAUCAAAAGAUGGAUUUGGGCAGUGAAAAUCUUUGUUAGGGUGUAUCUAGCAAGUGAGAGGUGGCUUAGUGACCAGAUUUUUGGGGAGGGUGAGCCUGUUAGUCUAGCUUGUUUUGUUGAUGCAUCUAAGGCUUCAAUAUUGCAGCUUCUGAAUUUCAGUGAAGCCAUGUCUAUUGGCCCUCACCAACCUGAGAAAUUGUUCCGAAUCCUUGACAUGUAUGAGGUUCUUGCAGACCUCAUGCCAGACAUUGAUGCUUUGUAUUCAGAUGAGGUUGGUUCUUCUGUUAAAAUUGAAUGUCAUGAGGUUCUGAAGAGAUUAGGUGAUUGUGUGAGGGCAACAUUUCUUGAAUUUGAAAAUGCCAUUGCCACAAAUGUAUCAUCGACCCCUUUUGUAGGUGGUGGGAUACAUCCUUUGACCAAAUAUGUUAUGAAUUAUCUUAGGACUCUUACUGACUACAGCGAAAUACUUAAUCUGCUUCUGAAGGACCAAGAAGAAGAGGAUGCCAUUUCGCUGUCACCUGACAUGAGCCCAGGUACAGAAGAAGAUAGUAGAAGCCAGGGAUCUCCUGGUAGAGUUUCCUCAAUGGCCCUCCACUUUCGGUCAAUUGCUUCAAUCUUGGAAAGCAACCUUGACGAAAAGUCCAAGUUAUACAAAGAGGCCUCCUUGCAGCACUUGUUCUUAAUGAACAACCUACAUUAUAUGGCUGAAAAGGUUAAGGGGUCUGAACUCAGGCUCGUAUAUGGAGAUGAAUGGAUUCGAAAGCGCAACUGGAAGUUUCAGCAGCAUGCAAUGAAGUAUGAAAGAGCUAGUUGGAGUUCCAUUCUCAAUUUGCUUAAGGAUGAGGGAAUUCAUCUUCCAGGCACAAAUUCUGUCUCGAAAAGUCUUCUUAAAGAGAGGUUACGCAGCUUCUACCUUGGCUUUGAGGAUGUUUACAGGAUCCAGACAGCUUGGCAUAUUCCAGAUGUUCAGCUUCGUGAAGACUUGCGAAUUUCUAUAUCCCUCAAAGUAAUACAAGCUUAUAGGACAUUUGUUGGGAGGAAUAAUAGUCACAUAACCGACAAACACAUUAAAUACACUGCUGAUGAUUUAGAAAACUACCUUUUGGAUUUCUUUGAAGGAUCCCAAAAGUGGUUACAAAAUCCCCAUAGAAGGUGAUAGCAGAUAGACAAGAAUAAUCCUGUGUUCUCUAGCAGAGACUUGUAUGUGGUCACAAACAGGUUAAGGUCCAUGUCAAAACCUUAUUUUUCCACUUAGUGUGCAUUACAUGUAAUGAUUGGAAAAGUUUCAGGUUUAUGCUACUUUUUGCAAUGUAUUCUUUAUAUUUUCUUAUAUUUGAAUUAAAAUAGGAGUAUUAUGAUAUUCUGUUGCCUUUCUCUUUAGGUUUUUGAGUCCAAGACACGCAAUAAAUCUAAAACGAUGGAGAUUAUUAA